AUGCGGAUGAAAAGCCUGAAGACAACCCCGAAGACAAGCCCGAAGACAAGACGGAAGACAGGCUGGAAGACAAGCCCGAAGAUAAGCUCGAAGACAAGCCUAAAGAGAAUCAGCAAAACAAGCCCGAAGACAAGCAGCAAACCAGCCCGAAGACAACCUGAAAAGAAGCUUGAAGACGAGUCCGAAGACAAGCCCGAAGACAAUGCGGAUGAAAAGCCUGAAGACAAGCCCGAAGACAAGACGGAAGACAGGCCGGAAGACAAGCCGGAAGACAAGCCCGAAGACAAGCAGCAAGACAAGCCCGAAGUCAAUCCCGAAGACAAGCCCGAAGACAAGCCCGAAGACAAGCCCAAAGACAGGCCAAAAGACAAGCCCAAAGACAAGCACGAAGACAAACCUCAAGACAAGCCCGAAGACAAGCCUGAAUGCAAGCCGGAAGACAAGCGGGAAAACUAGCCUGAAAAGAAGCCUGAAGACAAGUACGGAGACAAGCCUGAGGACAAGUCCGAAGACAAGCCGGAAGACAAGCCUGAAAAGAAGCUUGAAGACAAGUCCGAAGACAAGCCCGAAA
Messenger RNA from Nematostella vectensis (starlet sea anemone), 571 nucleotides. RefSeq names its product serine-rich 25 kDa antigen protein-like. The record is from RefSeq and is a predicted model, not a curated record. The transcript has 2 exons. Bases 1 to 456 code for a protein of 151 amino acids. Lineage: Eukaryota; Metazoa; Cnidaria; Anthozoa; Actiniaria; Edwardsiidae.